Messenger RNA from Cyprinodon tularosa, 3628 nucleotides. It is a transcript of the gene neto2b, whose product is annotated as neuropilin (NRP) and tolloid (TLL)-like 2b. The record is from RefSeq and is a predicted model, not a curated record. Gene Ontology annotation, molecular function: protein binding. Lineage: Eukaryota; Metazoa; Chordata; Actinopteri; Cyprinodontiformes; Cyprinodontidae. The transcript has 12 exons. Bases 325 to 1995 code for a protein of 556 amino acids.
CAUCUCCAGAGCGAUCAUCAUUUUGUUGGAGAGAAGGAAGCUGAGCUUUGUUGGAGUUGCCUGUUUACCCAGGAAAACUAUUCUAUUGACAAAUACUGAUUAUGUAUUUUAAGUUCUUAAGAUGUUUUUUUCACCCAAAGCCUCUCUUAUUCUGAUCAGAGAGUUGAGGAUGAAAAGGUUAAAAGUGGAUUCUGAAAAUCAGUAAUGUCUCCAUUCCCUAAUCCGAGGCACAGACUUAAAAGGGGAUGUGUGGAACACCCAUUUGGUAAGGUUUAAAAAAGAAGGAACACAAAAAACAACUGCAAAACGGACUCCAGCUGAAAUAUGCAUGCAGUUUGGAUAUUACUCCUUUUCACCAAAGAGGGAUUUUCUCUUGCACAGAGGAUUAAAGAAGGAGGUGCAGGAUCUAAAGGAGGCAGAUUCAGUGAGCAGUCACGGAACAAUCGCCACUGUGGGACCUGGGUUCGAAAAUUAGAUGGAGGAAGCUUCAACUCUCCAAACUACCCAAAUACAUACCCUCCAAACAAGGAGUGCCUUUACGUACUGGAAGCUCUGGCCCGUCAGAGGAUUGAGCUGCUGUUUAACAAGUUCUUUCAAAUCGAAGCCUCAUUCGAGUGCCGCUUUGACCACAUUGAGGUGAGGGACGGUCCCUUCAGCUUCUCGCCGCUCAUCCAUCGUUUCUGUGGCACAGCCAGUCCCGGCCUUAUCCAAUCCAGUGGACGCUUCAUGUGGAUCCGGUUCUACAGCGAUGAAGAGCUUGAGGGGAAGGGAUUCCAGGUUCAGUAUAGGUUUACUGCAGAUCCUGAAUUUCAUCUACACGUAGGGGGACUUUUAAACCCCAUCCCAGAUUGUCAGUUUGAGCUAAAUGGGCUUGAUGGCAUGAUCCGCUCCAGCCAGGUUGAGGAGGAGAAUAAAGUGAAGCCGGACCAGGCAGUGGACUGCAUCUGGACUAUACAAGCCCCAGUGAAUAACAGAAUUUACCUGAAAUUCAUGGAAUAUCAGAUGGAAAACUCAAAUGAAUGUAAGAAGAAUUUUGUGGCUGUUUAUGAUGGCAGCAGUGCGAUCGAGGACCUCAAGGCCAAGUUUUGUAGUACAGUUGCUAAUGAUAUCAUGCUGGAGACUGGUUUUGGAGUGGUGAGGAUGUGGGCAGAUGAGACAAGCCGUCUUAGCCGCUUCAAGAUGCUGUUCACAGUCUUCUCUGAUCCUCCUUGCAUUGGCAGCACAUUCUUCUGCCACAGCAACAUGUGCAUCAACAACUCUCUGGUCUGUAAUGGCGUACAAAACUGUGUCUUUCCCUGGGAUGAGAACAACUGCCAAGAGGCAAAGAGCAAAACUGCUAUUUUCCAAAUCACCAAGACUCAGGGAACCAUCAUCUGUAUUUCUACAGGGGUAGUGAUGUUACUCCUGAUUUUCUCCAUAAUGGUGCAGGUCAAACAGCCACGUAAAAAGGUAGUGAGACGAAAGAAAAAACUGUUCCAAAACCCUCACCUCCAGAAGAUGUUUGAACCCCAGCACUACGAGCUGUUUUCUGUCAGAGAUAAGGAGAUGUCUGGAGACUUAAGGGAGCUUUCAGAGGAACUCCUGUCCCUCCAAGCUCUGAGGAGAUCUUCGUCCGGAUCUCGCUGUGUUCACGAACAUCAUUGUGGUUCCCAAGCUUCCAUCAACUCUAUCAAAGCCAGUCUUGGUUCAUAUGCGUUGGGGAAGGGAUCUUUGGAUCUACCUCCUUUUAGAAGGGACAGUCAGACUGAUGUGCCUUCUUUCAGAGAUGUGGACAGCAGUUUGAGGAAGAAAAGCUGGCCUGGUUUAAAACAGAGCCGAAUGCAGAGUCAACCUGCUAUGGGUGAUCGAGUACUGUGGCAGCAGGAUAGAGUUAUGGAAGAAGAUGAGGACGAAGAGGAGGGGGAGGGGAGGUAUGAUCUGUAUGUCAGAAAAGCAGGGAGCCGAAGGGCAAAAUAUGACAUGGCUCAACAAAGAUCUCAGUCCAUGGACUUUUAGCAUAAACAACAGAGGUUAGCAGAUUAAAAAGUCAAAGAUUUGGCAACAGUUAUGUGCUGCUGUUAAUAAAAAAAUGAAGAUAAAAACAGAUUUAUCUUAAAUGGCCAUUUUUGACUUUCCUUUUUUUAUUCAUGUUAAAACAGUGUUUUCUAAAAGGCAUAUGUAGUAUCAGGAAACUAAAGAAACAAUGGUUUUAAUAGACUGUUAAGUCACCUUAGAAGAGUCGGUGGAAGUUUUUGGUGUCAUAUAUCUUUGUUUUCAGGGAUACAUUACAAAGGGACCCAAAGGACAAAGGGCCAUUUUUGCCUGUGAAAGAUUUUUCUUUGUAUUCUAGAUUACAUGGAAAUUCAUUGUAAAGCCGGAAAAAGAAUAACUCAGUGAAACCUAGAUGGGAUUAUUCUCAGACAAUGCAAAUUCCAUGAACCAGACCUUAUUAAAACUAAGAAUUAUGUGUAAAAUGCUAUGAUUCCUCUUUUUCACACAAUCUGCUUUUUAUGUCUCUCUCUACUAUUCAAUGUGUUUAAGUUGCAAGAUAAAUCACUAGGUGAAAUACAAUUUUAAUAUAUAAAAAGUCUCUCGGUCUUUGUUUGAUCCAUUAAUGUGCUCAAAUAGGUGAGGAGAAAUCUGAUCUUGAAUUUGACCUACUUUAAGGGAUGACUGUUUUGACAUGAUUUCUUUUAACAGGUGUGUUUCACAUUUAUGUAGUUGAAAUUACCUCCAACAAAAGUAAUUGGCUUAGUGCUGUAUCAUAUACCCAUCUAGCGUGCUGACCAUUACCAAACACUGUAAACUUUGGUAAAAUAUUAACCAUUUAACUGUAGACACACCUUGAACUUAUACUGUGUGGCACAUGACAUCAUUUUGCAAUAUAUAAUAAUGAAACCAAAAGCCAGUAGUUACCUUGAAUUAGACUUUGUCUGUUUGCUCUGGUAGCUUUUAACACCCAAACUGAACACUAGCAUCUAGGACAUUUUUACUUUCUUAUUCUUUGUUAUUGGUAUGAACAUUUAAGGGUUGUUAUCACCUGGCAUUUAACUGCUAUUGUGCAGAAAAAAUUCACACAACUUCAGUGUUUGUGCAUGGCUUCUCUUUACCAGACCGGGUUUUAAACCUUUGGUCUUCGAUGCCCAAUUAUUAUAGUGAAGGCAUUUACUAAGAUUAAUCUUAUAAAGAGAAAUCUGUUUUUUUUAAAAAGCCCUUUUAUGUGUGAGGUGUUGGCUUCAGUCAGACAGUUCUUUACCAGACCUGUUUAGAAAUCAGUUUUUAUUUUCGUUCAGCUGCCCGUGAUUAUACCAGAGACGCAUUAUAUAACAGGGAACUCAGGGGAAAAUAAAAGUAUGAUAGGUGAAACUAUAAACUUUUACUGCAGGACAAUGACUCAACAAUUUGGAUCUGUGAUACUGCAUCCUUUGUUCUUGGUUCAGAGUACUUUUUUCUGUGAAUAUACUAUUCAGCAACCACUUUGGGUAUAAUAUGAAAGAAUCUGCAGUCUGUGGAAACGGUGCUGAUGUCCUUAUUGACUUCCUGAGGUGUGGUGUGAUAUCUUUGAAGAUAUUGUCAUUUAUUUAUUUAUUUGUUUGUCAAGGACAGUACACAUUGAUGAACAUUUUUGAACAUUUGCCAGUGUUAGCUA